Messenger RNA from Phlebotomus papatasi, 3864 nucleotides. RefSeq lists its product as uncharacterized. Lineage: Eukaryota; Metazoa; Arthropoda; Insecta; Diptera; Psychodidae. Bases 1669 to 2610 code for a protein of 313 amino acids. The transcript is spliced from 4 exons. The record is from RefSeq and is a predicted model, not a curated record.
CCAGUUUUUCCACAACCUCGGCAUACGCCAUUUGGCGUCUUGCUCCUAAUCCAUCUGACACUCUUUAUCCAUUCAGUAAAAAAAAAGUCUUUUUCUAAGAUCCCAAGUGAUAAGAGUUUCCACAGACAGAGGGGCAAUUGCUUAAGGAUCCUUUCACGAAGGGAUUCAAAGGCUUCUGUCGUCCAUCCAGAGUCUGCAGACGGCACAAAAAGUCUGGCGGAACAUGAUGGUAUCCUCAGAUUACAUCCUCCUUUUAUUUUAUUAUUCUGGUUCUUGUAAUUGGCAUCAAGAAAAGUCCACAAAGGUGAAAAAGUAAAUUGUACGCAGAAAGGACUCAGCAGCAAUUUAACAGACACAGGAGAGGGGAAAUCUCUCUACCUGGCAUCAUACAGGAGGGAGGGGGAACGAUAAACACCUGCUCCUGUCACAUGAAGCAUCUUCACCUUCGUUGCAUUGAACGGCGUCACAACAGAGAAGGUCACGAGGUCAAAUUCCGUGAUCGAGGGAUCUUGGGACUCAGUCCCGACCCCAGCAAGCGGCGGAGGGGUACACAGACUAAUACAUUGACCCAGGAAAGCCCAGAUUGGCUAGAAAAGUGAGGAAAUUGUGUGCGCACGCAGCUCAGCUGAGAGAUUUUGCGCGUGUGUGAGUUUGAAGUGGUUGAGUGGGGAUUAUACCACCAUCUGCAGUACUAAAGCAGUACUAGUAUUGUAAGUACUGCGCCUGUGUUUGUUGAAUCGUAGAGUGCCGUGAUCUAUAAAUUCAGUCAAGUGUUUCAGUUGACUCAGUCAGUUCGACUGGGAAUUUUCUGGAGUGCAAAUCAACACUUCACCUGGUGAGACAACAAAGGUGUCAAAACAUUUCUAAUUCUCUAGUGAGCUUCACUGUGAGGCAAGAGAAAGAGACUCGGAUUGAAGAUAAAACUGUGCUAUAAGAUAGAAAUUUAAUCAAAAGACUUACAAAAGAUACUACCAAGUGCAAGAGAUCCCAAUUCAAUUGUACAAUUCGAAGCAUCAAAGACUAUCCAUUGAUAGAUCAAUUUGAAGGAAAAGAGGACAACAAAGAGAAACUUUCCCUUUUUUCUUUUUUAUAUAUAUUUUUUGUUUCUUUUCGCGGGCGGAGACGGAGCCAACAACAAUUUCAGCUUCUGGGGGCUCUGAUCAUUGUAUGGAGCGUGAAACCAAGGCGACAAAGAGAGGGGACGAGCCGGGCCUGACAAAGUUGCAGGAUCGGAGUGACGUUGGACCUGUGAGUCCCAUUUCAAGUGACCGCCAAGAUGGUGGCUAUGUGCCAACGGUUGGCCGCUGGGGCUGCGAAUGGCCAAGUUGACUCGCCGAAGGGAGCCUUGGGUAUGGACUCCCUGUCACCAUCAGGUCGGUGGUGGGAACAUCAUGGCCUGAUGGAGUGACACCGGACGACCAUCGUGGACAGAGUCGAUGUGUCGCCGAUGAUGGAGCGGCCGCUGAACUGGCCCUCGUGUCCUCGACACGCUGGGCUGCGGCCGACUCCUAUCACUUGAGGGCUUUUGAUCAGCAGAAUGGUGCAUGGCCCAUUCGCCAUCCGCUACCGCUGCCCUGUUGGUCGUCCGACGCGAAGCCCCGGCUCGUGGUGGACAAGGUGUGGCAGUAUGAAGAGCUCGUGGCCAUCACCGAGACUGUCUUACAGCGUAUGCUGGAGGACACCUUCUACGACACCGUACACAACUUUCUGGAUCUCCGUGAGAGUUUCAGGCGUUCUGGCGGCAACGAUCUCCGGCUCUUUUUCCAAAACUAUACGCCACCUGUCAACAGGCGUCAUCACAUGUGUGUAAGCUUGGCUAUGGAGAUUGUAACGCGACUAGCGGAUGUUCUGCCAGCAUUGGCCGAGCAUCUAUUCAUUGUGUCAUGCGAGGAGGCUGUGGAAUCAGCUGACCCUUACAUCUCCAAUUGUCAGAAAGGCCGAAGCUUAGAAGGAGUAGCACACACGCUGGAAAAGGAGCACGCUCUGAUUGCCGUUCAUAUAAGCGUUGCUGGACGCGAAGGACUCAUGAUUCUCGACCCUGGGUACCAUGUAGCUCGGGCUGUCACCGUGAUGAAGGACCUAUGCUAUCCGCAUACUGGUUGGUUCACUCAGUCUGAUGAACCACAUUGCCGUCGUGAGUACUGCUACAGCUUUAGCACUCACAGCACUAACUUUGUGGAAUGGUCAGAGAGAACCACUCGCGGAUCGACCAUCAAUCACGAACUAGCCCUCAUCUAUGUGGAGCGCCCAUAUAGAACAGCAAUAGAUGUAACAGUGCGUAGGAAUCUGGUGUACAACUUCCGUUCAUUGCUGGCUAGGAAUGCCAAGGGACGCGUCUGUGCGGGAAUCUACUUCCCUGUGGUGCCCGGACCUGAGGCACAGUUGACGCUCUUCUAUGAUGGCGCCAAUAGUGCUAGUGUAAAGGUCAAGGUCAAGUUUUCCACUUUCAACCGACGCGAUGCGCUCAAAAUUAGGAAAGACAUAGGUGAGAAGAUGAAGAAGAUAGAUUUUUACCUUUCUAAUCUUCAUCUUAGCUUCAUCUUUUCUAGCCUAUGGAAGAGAAAUGGUAAAAGUCCUUUACUAUUCUACUGGCUUCAAAUUGAAGAAUAAUGCAUAGAAUUCACUAAUUUGUUUGGCUUUUUUAUAAAAAAAAACAAUUUAAUAUUCCAUGUGGGGUAUUGUACGUUUGCAUACUUUACUUACAAUGUUCUACGUGAAUGUCUUUAGCUCAAAAGUUUGGGUGCUUUCGUAUACAAAAUUCUAAUUUGGAAAUUUUAAUAUGUAAAAUUAGUUUCAGAUUUAAAUGCUUGAUUCACAAUAUCUCAAACUUUUUGAAAAAUAUUCUAAUUUUUGGAAAAUUUCAUGGAUAUGUGAAUGAAGCAUGAAGAAUAUCCUGAAAUUUUGAUAAAUUCCAGCGUAAAUUAUUUACGCAUUAUUGCAAGAAAAUGGUGAGUUGUUUUUAUUUUAAACUUCAUAAUAUUUUUGGGAAAAUAUUAGGAGGUUUUUUUUUGUUAAACCAAUUUUAUCGGAAAUACUUUUAUCGGUUUAAAUCUUUUAAUGCUUUAAUUUAAAAUGUCAAAAUUUCAAAAGAUUUUAAGAUAGAAAAAUAUGCUAAAAUCACGCUUUUUGUAUAAUUUUUAAUUGAUAAAUCUUCAUUUGAAUUUACUAAUCGUUUUGCUGCGUAUCGAGCUAUUUCGUGAUUACAAAAGAAUUUUUUCCCGAUUUUUUUACUAUUAAUUUCUUAACUUUACAUGCUUUAACUAAGCUGCAUUUGCCCUAAGUUCUUAUUCAGCGUAUUUCCGAAUUGGUUUCGCAAAUUAAUAUUGGGAACGAUCUUAAUAAGUUGAACAGGAACUGUUGACCUGUUGAGAGGUUGAUUUCGAAAGGAUCCCGCGAAAGUGUCUCUCGAAUUCGAGAAAUUUGCAUGCUUUCUUUUUUGCCGGAGCUCCCCAGAAAUUAUUUCGCUAACCUUCAAAUUAAUCUACCCAACAGCUUCCGGAAACCAUUGCCGGCCACGUAAGUCACCUUUCCAAGCAAUUGCGCAUGGAAUUCGGGGAAUUGCUGGAGCUACUUCAUGAUCUUGCAGACGUUGUGGCUGAUCAGGACUUCUUGCAGCAGACGCUGGCCAUUAAUGAGACCAUUACGGAGAUGUCAGCAGACAAUUAAGCAGUUAUUGGAGGCACAUUAAAAAAAAUAAUUUUUUCAGCAUUGUAUUUCAACUAUUCCUCAAUCAUUUGCACUUUAAACUUCUUGGAGACACUGAAGACAACAAAUAUUUUUCUUUCCCUACAAUAAUCUAUAAUUAUCUAAUAUUUUCACCAUAAUAUUCUGCUUCUGAAAUAAAACAAUCUCUAGUGCUGAAAA